UGGGACUUAUCUCGACAUAUUCUCAUCAUGGCACGAAACGUAUUGGCCAAGGAUCAAUUUGUUAAGCUCAUUGUCGGAGCUGGUCAGGCCAGUCCCAGUCCACCUGUUGGUCCGGCUCUGGGAAGUAAAGGUGUUAAGUCUAUGGACUUCUGCAAGGAAUUCAACGCCCGCACAGCUCACAUCAACACCGGCGUCCCGAUCCCCGCGCGUGUCACCGUCCGCCCUGACCGAUCCUUCUCCUUUGAACUCCGCACUCCGACCACCACCUACCUCCUGCUCAACGCGGCCAAUGUCGAACCCCGGAAGAACCGACUGCGUGGUGCAAUGAAUCCUGGCCAUGAAUUUUGUGGCAAGAUCUCCCUCAAGCACGUUUACGAGAUCGCUAAGCUCAAGCACACCGAGACGCGGUUAUCCGGCUUGUCCCUGGAGGGAUUGUGCAAGAGUGUCAUGUCUCAGGCCAAGUCCAUUGGUAUCCAGGUUGUCCCUUGA
Molecule: messenger RNA, 489 nt
Organism: Penicillium mononematosum
Lineage: Eukaryota; Fungi; Ascomycota; Eurotiomycetes; Eurotiales; Aspergillaceae
Product: mitochondrial 54S ribosomal protein uL11m
Exons: 2
Coding region: 28-489 (153 amino acids)
Biological process (GO): translation
Cellular component (GO): ribosome; mitochondrial large ribosomal subunit
Molecular function (GO): structural constituent of ribosome; large ribosomal subunit rRNA binding
Source: RefSeq, a predicted model, not a curated record